UUUUUUUUUUAUUUUAUUUUUUAUUUUUUAUUCUCAUCUUUUUUUUUAUUAUUAUUUACCCAUUAAUAAAAUGCAUAUUGAAAUUGCACAAGCAGUAGAGUUUUUGGGCAGACUGUUACAAAGUAAAGUAGAUUUAAAUGUUAUUUCAACAUUUAAAGAAAGACUUGGAGAAUUGUUAAAGCAACGGUUCACAGACCAUUGGGAUUCACAACAACCUUAUCGAGGCAAUGGUUAUAGGGCGAUUUCUAAUUUCAAUGGAGAAUUAGAUCCGGUUAUAUUAACAGGUAAAGUUUUUUUUGUGAAUUUGUCUCUCCCUAAUAAAAAAUUAGCUUGCGAUAAAGCUGCAUGUUCUUCAAAAUUGAUUCACACACAUUUACCUCGUGACUUUGUAUUAUGGAUUGAUCCCUUCUCUGUAUCGUACAGGGUAGGUGACCAUGGAAACAUAAUGACAUUAUAUGAAGAUCGUUCGCGUGGCCGAGUUUCUUUAAAGAUGGAUCCUGGAAACACUGGUAUCAUCAGUCCCUCUCAAUCUCCUCGAUUGCAAUAUUUGCAGCCUACCUCCACUCCCAUUCGCAUUUCUCCUCCCAGUAGUCCUGAAAAUAAGAAACUCGUGAAAUCCCAUAUCCAUCAACCCUCUCCACUUUCAUCCACCGUUACAAAGAAGAAGGAUCCUGAAAACAAUGAUAACCUCGUCAUGGCUAAUUGAAAAAAUCAUUUAAUAAUGCUGUAAAUAGUCUUCCUCCUCUUUUUAUUAUCAUUUCAAAUAAAUUGCACUUACCUUCUCCCUCUCA
Messenger RNA from Mucor mucedo, 791 nucleotides. Its product is annotated as BTG family-domain-containing protein. Gene Ontology annotation, cellular component: cytoplasm; nucleus. The transcript has 2 exons. Bases 71 to 706 code for a protein of 211 amino acids. Gene Ontology annotation, biological process: negative regulation of cell population proliferation; negative regulation of mitotic cell cycle. The record is from RefSeq and is a predicted model, not a curated record. Lineage: Eukaryota; Fungi; Mucoromycota; Mucoromycetes; Mucorales; Mucoraceae.